CGCGCGCGCGCGCACACGCUCACAGCGCGAGAAGAAAGAUGGUGAUCAUGGCUCCUGCACACUACCCCUCUGAUCCUGCCGCCACCGCGAGCCUCUUUCUGUGGCUGUUAAUAACCGCCCAUCUGCCUUCCAGUUCCAUCCAGACAGAAAAUGAUGACGACGACGUGACAAACAAAACCUGGGUGUUGACCUCGAAGGUCUACGAGAGUGAUGUCACACAUAUUCUGAACAGUCUACUAGACGGCUAUGACAACAAGCUGCGACCAGACAUAGGAGUCCAGCCAACUGUGAUCACGACAGACAUGUUUGUCAACAGUAUUGGGCCAGUAAAUGCCAUCAACAUGGAGUACACCAUCGACAUCUUCUUCGCUCAGACCUGGUACGACAGCCGCUUGAGAUUCAACAGCACUAUGAAGGUUCUGCGCCUGAACAGCAACAUGGUGGGAAAGAUCUGGAUCCCCGACACCUUCUUCCGCAACUCCAAGAAGGCCGACGCCCACUGGAUCACGACGCCCAAUCGCAUGCUCCGGAUUUGGAACGAUGGGCGGAUCCUGUACACUUUAAGGUUGACCAUCGAUGCUGAGUGCCAGCUUAAACUGUAUAACUUUCCCAUGGAUGAGCAUUCCUGUCCCCUGGAGUUUUCAAGCUACGGCUACCCCAAGGAGGAGAUCGUUUACAGGUGGAAGCGCAGCUCCGUGGAGGUUGGUGACAUUCGCUCAUGGAGGCUCUACCAGUUCUCCUUCGUGGGUCUAAGGAACAGCACAGAGAUCGUUAGGACCGUGUCAGGUGACUAUGUGGUGCUGACGGUCUUUUUCGAGCUGAGCAGGAGAAUGGGUUACUUCACCAUCCAGACCUACAUCCCCUGCACCCUCAUCGUCGUGCUGUCCUGGGUCUCCUUCUGGAUCAACAAGGACGCCGUCCCAGCCCGCACUUCCUUAGGAAUCACCACUGUGCUGACCAUGACCACGCUGAGUACCAUCGCUAGGAAGUCCCUGCCUAAAGUCUCCUACGUGACGGCCAUGGACCUCUUUGUGUCCGUCUGCUUCAUUUUCGUCUUCGCCGCUCUGAUCGAGUACGGAACGCUGCACUACUUCGUGAGCAACCGCAAGCCCAGCAAAAACAAAGACAAGAAGAAGAAAAAUCCCCUCCUCCGGCUCUUUUCCUCAAAGCAGGCCCCCACGGUGGACAUCCGCCCUCGUUCGGCCACGGCCAUCCAGAUGAACAACGCCACACACAUGCAGGAGCGUGACGAGGAGUACGGAUACGAGUGUUUGGACGGAAAGGACUGCACCAGCUUCUUCUGCUGCUUCGAGGACUGCCGUUCCGGGGCGUGGCGUCACGGGCGCCUGCAUAUCCGCAUCGCAAAGAUAGACUCGUACGCCCGCAUCUUCUUCCCCACAGCGUUCGGCCUGUUCAACCUCGUCUACUGGGUGUCCUAUCUCUAUCUCUAAGAUAAACCCCGCCCCCGUUCCGCCUGCACCGUGUCU
Colossoma macropomum (tambaqui) is the source of this 1487-nucleotide messenger RNA. It is a transcript of the gene gabrg2, whose product is annotated as gamma-aminobutyric acid type A receptor subunit gamma2. Bases 39 to 1451 code for a protein of 470 amino acids. The transcript has 10 exons. Gene Ontology annotation, molecular function: benzodiazepine receptor activity; inhibitory extracellular ligand-gated monoatomic ion channel activity; transmitter-gated monoatomic ion channel activity involved in regulation of postsynaptic membrane potential. Gene Ontology annotation, biological process: signal transduction; synaptic transmission, GABAergic; chloride transport. The record is from RefSeq and is a predicted model, not a curated record. Gene Ontology annotation, cellular component: dendrite membrane; GABA-A receptor complex; neuron projection. NCBI's taxonomy places the organism in Eukaryota, Metazoa, Chordata, Actinopteri, Characiformes, Serrasalmidae.